UUUCCGGUGGGGCCAGGUCCACACACCCCAAAAUGGCGAGUCGGGGUACCGUGUCAGGAAGCUAGAGGGAUCAAGUGGGGGACCGGCCUUCCCAGGGCCCCGCGCUCUGGACCUCGGAGCUCCACUCGCCAGGCCCGGAGAGGCGCGGGAACCGGGCGCUUCCUCCCCUGGGGCGGCGGGGGGCCUGUCGACGUCGCAGCCAAGCCGAGGGAGAGGGAAGUGGCGUCCGCGGAAGCCGGCGCCGGGCGGAGUGCCCUUGAGGAGAAGAUCCACUUGGCUUGAUACCGGACCUGACAAGGCCUCGCUUGUCCAAGGCACCCAGGGGGGAUGUCACACAUAGGAGUUAAACUGCUCCUAGAGCAGAUGCUGAUGAGACAUCUGGAGGUGGAGGCGCGCUCGUCCCCCCACGUGGAGGCUUUCUGGGAGACCGAGGAGUCCGGGAAAGGGAGCUCCAGCGACAGGAAGCAGUCUGGCCCCCAGAUGGACGGUCUUGGCCCCGAGAGCGCCCGGCAGCACUUCCGGAGCUUCUAUUAUCACGAAGCACCGGGACCGCAUGAGGCGGUCAGCCAGCUUCAGGAAUUGUGCCACCAGUGGCUGAGGCCGGAGAUCCACUCGAAGGAGCAGAUCUUGGAACUGCUGGUGCUAGAGCAGUUCCUGACCAUUCUGCCCAGGGGCACCCAAAACUGGGUGCAGAAGUAUCGUCCACAGAGCAUCAAAGAGGCCGUGGCGCUGGUAGAUCGCUUUCAGAGAGAACUCGGUGGAAUUAGGGAUGAGGUCACAGCCCAUGAGCUGGGAAAGGAGGCAGUGCUCUUGGGAGGAACAGCAGUGGCCCCAGGCUUUAAGUGGAAGCCAGCAGAGCCCCAGCCAAUGGGUGUGUUCCAGAAAGAAUGUUGGAAUACAUACCAGGUACUGCAGGAACAGCUGGGCUGGAAUACUCACACAGAAACCCAGCCUGUAUAUGAAAGAGCUCUGCCUGCUCAACAGAUUCUAGCCUUUUCUGAGCAGAAGAGCACCCCAACCUGGAAGAAGGCAUCUGAGCUCACCUUGCCUGAGUUCCAGAGCUUGUUGACGUUUGAAGAUGUGGCUGUGUCUUUUUCUGAGGAAGAAUGGAAAUUGCUGGGCCCUUCUCAGAAGAUGCUUUACAAUGAUGUAAUGCAGGAAAACUAUGAGACUGUCAUCUCUCUAGGGUUAAAGCUCAAAAAUGACACCGGAAAUGACCAACCUGUAUCUAUUUCUACAUUAGAAAUACAAGCACCAGGAUGCAAGGUGUCAAGAAAGGCCAGAAUGAAAGCUGCCCAGAAAACAACAGGCAAAGAAAAUCAUGGUGGCACGCGCAGGGUGCGGAAACGGCAUCGAGCUUUUCUAGGGAGGAAAAGAAAGAAACUCUCAACGUGUAAACAAGAGCUCUCAAAACAUAAGGAUCUUCACGGGAAAGGCCACGCAGGAGAGAAACCUUUUAAGUGUCAGGAAUGUGAGAAAAGCUUCAGAGUUAGCUCUGACCUUAUUAAGCACCAGAGAAUUCACACUGAAGAGAAACCCUAUAAAUGCCAGCAGUGUGAUAAGAGGUUUAGAUGGAGUUCGGAUCUUAAUAAGCACUUAAUGGCACACCAGGGAAUAAAACCAUACAGAUGCUCCUGGUGUGGAAAAAGCUUCAGUCACAAUACGAAUCUACACACACACCUAAGAAUUCACACAGGAGAGAAGCCCUUCAAAUGUUAUGAAUGCGGAAAAAGAUUCAUCCAGAACUCUCACCUCAUUAAACACCAGAGAACCCACACAGGGGAGCAGCCGUAUACUUGCAGUGUAUGCAGGAGGAACUUUAGUAGGCGUUCAAGCCUCCUCAGGCACCAGAAACUCCACAGGAGAAGGGAAUCCUGUCCAGGGUCUCCAGUCUGAAGAAAACCACCGUGUGGAUCUUGACCCUAGAGGUGAUGAAAGGGUAUAAAACUCUGAGGCACCAGUGAUAAGAAGUUGUCAUUGACGGGAAAUUUCGGAGGGGUACACGCCGUCCUUCACAGAAAGGAAUCUAAGCGGUUUCUCUCGUUCAACAUUGUGUCCUCAGUGCCUAGCACAAGACCGAUACACAAUGAGUACUUGAUAAAUAAAAGAGUGGAAAUAA
Molecule: messenger RNA, 2119 nt
Organism: Hyaena hyaena (striped hyena)
Lineage: Eukaryota; Metazoa; Chordata; Mammalia; Carnivora; Hyaenidae
Gene: ZNF75D
Product: zinc finger protein 75D
Exons: 6
Coding region: 328-1896 (522 amino acids)
Biological process (GO): regulation of transcription by RNA polymerase II
Molecular function (GO): RNA polymerase II cis-regulatory region sequence-specific DNA binding; DNA-binding transcription factor activity, RNA polymerase II-specific
Source: RefSeq, a predicted model, not a curated record